Pangasianodon hypophthalmus (striped catfish) is the source of this 1521-nucleotide messenger RNA. Its product is annotated as protein NATD1. The record is from RefSeq and is a predicted model, not a curated record. Gene Ontology annotation, biological process: inner mitochondrial membrane organization. Gene Ontology annotation, cellular component: mitochondrial inner membrane. Bases 138 to 938 code for a protein of 266 amino acids. The transcript is spliced from 4 exons. Lineage: Eukaryota; Metazoa; Chordata; Actinopteri; Siluriformes; Pangasiidae.
ACGUGACCUUACAGCUGAUUUCCUUGGAUGGAGUGUUUUUGCUUGAUGUUCGCCUCGCGCUGCCUGGCUAUGACUGCGCUUCUGGGAGAUUUCAGAUCAGUCGUGGCACACUGACACGCAGCGAUCCCCGAGACAUUAUGGCCCAGGCUGCUCAGAUGAAUGUCAUCGAGAUCAACAGCCCCAUUCGCGUUGAACACGACAAAAAACGACGCCAGUUCAGCAUCCGUCUCAACGGUUCUUAUGAUAGAGCCGUGUUGCUGUAUGAAUAUGUGGGGAAGAAGACGGUGGAUCUGCAACACACUGAGGUUCCAGAUGCUUACCGAGGACGAGGAAUCGCCAAGCACCUGGCCAAGGCAGCGAUGGAUUUUGUGGUCGAGGAAGACCUCAGGGCUCACCUGACCUGCUGGUACAUUCAAAAGGGAGUGAUGGCGGCGGCGGGCGAGUGUUACAUCGUGCACGAGAUCUACAAUGGUGAGAAUGCGCAGGAGCAGUUUGAGUAUGAGCUGGAGCAGGCCCUGGAGGCACAAUAUCCCUACAUUGUCAUUGAGCCGACGCGCAUUGGGGACGAGACGGCGCGCUGGGUGGCCGUGGGGAACUGCCUGCACAAGACGGCCGUACUAGCGGGCGCCGCAUGUCUCUUUACACCGCUGGCACUGCCUGCUGAUUAUUCUCGCUACGUAGCUCUGCCCGCCGGCGCCCUCAGCCUGGCCUGCGCCGCUCUCUACGGCAUCUCGUGGCAGUUCGACCCGUGCUGCAAGUACCAGGUGGAGUACGACAGCCGGAAGCUCGCGCGCCUGCCGCUGCACACGCUCACCUCAUCCACGCCCGUGGUGCUGGUGCGCCGCGACGACGUGCACAGAAAGAGACUGCACAACACAAUAGCGCUCGCCGCCCUGGCCUACUGCGCCAAGAAGAUCUAUGAACUGUACGCCGUAUGAACGUACACACGCGCACAACACACACGUACUGAUACAUCAUCUCACACACAUGUACACACACAUACACAUGCUGAGAGGGAGGUGAGAAGCACUACUAAAUACAAACACAAACGUGACAGAAAGCCAAAAGGCAGAUGGAUGCAGGGACGGAGAGAGCGAUCACCCAGAACGGGAAGAACCUAGCAGCGCUCUCUUCUUCACUUUUUUCCCAUCUGUGCGCUUCAAUGGAGGAACGAAAUGCCGGGAGGGAUGGGAGGAUGAAUGGAUGAGAAGACGGUGCGGGGGGGGGGGGGUUAUGGUUUAUUGGAGAAGUAAGAUUCUUCCCCCCCCCUUUCCUGCACUGUUAAGUGACAUCAGCAAUGCACUUGACAACCCCGUCCCCUCCUUUUCUCUCCUUAUCCCUGGCUGAGCUCCUGCACCUGUGCAGCAACUGUCAGACCGUGACCGCAUGGUGGACAGGCGAACACACAGACAUGUUUUAAGUAUUACUUUGAAGCCCUCUCUCUCCCCUCCCCUGUGUAGUUUUACUGUACCCUGCCUUGGUGCAUCACCUUUUCAUUAAACAGUAGGAGAUUUAACCUCA